Rodentolepis nana is the source of this 660-nucleotide messenger RNA. The record is from the annotation of a GenBank genome assembly. NCBI's taxonomy places the organism in Eukaryota, Metazoa, Platyhelminthes, Cestoda, Cyclophyllidea, Hymenolepididae.
AUGGAUGCUGGCCAACCACCUCCGCCAGAACUUACAAUGGAGGAUAUCGCCACUUUCAAACGUUGUCGACAGGAAUCCUUCUGGCGUGGUUCUGUUCCUAUGAUUAUUGGAGCUAAUCUGCUCGUAGGUAUUGCUCAUUCUCGCGGAUUUUUCGAUAGCCGACGUCGUCUUCUAUUUCCCACGUAUUUUUUUGCCGGCGUUGUUGGUUAUAUAGGAGGCAAACUCAGCUACAUGGGAACAUGCAAAAGCAUGUUUCUACAACUCCACGACAGUCGUGUCAAGGAUUUUCUUCUUGGUCAAACGGAUAGACUUCCAUUACCUUCUAGACCUGAAAUUGUAGAAGGUUAUAACUAUCCUGUUGCUAAUCGUCUUCCACAAGAAGGGCCUACCACAUAUGCUCAGAGACGAGAAUAUUUCCGCCAACAACAGAUGGUUGGAACACCUGGCUCUCCCCAGCAUCCCUUCCCAAUUCCGACCCAGGGUAAUAAUCAGGAGAUUUCAAAAUUAAAUCAACCAGAGGAGGGUCAGUCUUCAUGGCUUCAACCCCCAAUACCUCAAGCGCCCCAGAGUCAGCAGCAGUCCUCUUCAUCAGACUACUUCGAUAAUCAACGUCCACUUAGUUCGUUCUUUCAAGAUGAUGAUUACAAGCCAAGGGAUUGA